AAUAAUUUAACUCUGUUUUACAUUUUUAUUGGCUGUUGUUCUCUUUCCCUCGUUGCUAAGAAAUUGAUGAACUGGGGCCGUCAACAGGGGCUGCUCCAAGGGUGGCUGAGACAACGGCGGCAGGCGACUCUUCGGGAAGCUCUGAGGUGAUGUCAGAAGCGGAGGGGGAAGACAGCGAGGACAAGAGUGUAGACAUUGAAAGGCCGUCCUCAGUGCUGUGGGAGAGGGUCAUCCGCCAGACCAUACUCAUUGACCUCAGCGACAAUGAGAGCCUCCACUUCAACGACCUGCAGGGCACCUUCAACAUUUGCCUGUCACAGGAUUCCGCGCCAGAAGCAAGCUUUCAUUUAAGUGAAAAUAUGGACGAGUCCGAUUCACGUGAAGACACCCAAGAUAAGGUCACUUUUUCUGAGAGCAGUCUCCUCGACAACAGCUGCUGCAGCCAGGCAGGCGGGGCCCAGGAAGGCUUGGUCCAAGGGGGUGGGGCUCAGAGCAGUGAGAUGAGGGUGUCUGUGCAGAGGCCCAACACAAUGGAGGCGUCACUAGCGUAUGAGUAUGAGGAAGCAGGAGACACCAGCGAGGAAGAGCAGGAGGACCUCCCAUAUGACGGCGAUCUCAGCCUGGAUCUCGGCAACACCACUGGUGAACAAGACCUCGGCACUAUCGACCAGAGUGAAAGAGAGGCUAAACUGGAGGACGAGCUUCCUGCACAGUCUCCAACAGUAGAUUCUGGUUCAAUUAACCAGGUCAUCGUGGACAAUACCUCUCCUUCACUGGUUCUGGAAGAGGCAGGCAAGAUGUAUGGCCCAUCUGCUAGAGGGAUCCACACUACUGACUGCAGGAUGGGGGUCGCAGAGGGAGGCGAGGGUCUUCCAGAGGUUCACGGCUACACCAGGCCCACAGAGGCUGUUGGGCGGAGCCAACCUAAUGAUGCUGCGGCUCAUUCAAACAUCAAAGAGCUCCUGCUGCAGCAUUUCUCUCGGGAUGAGCUGCUCAACUCCAGCUUGUACAUUGAGGCCGAGACUAUGCCCGAGGUGUCCUUUGCCGACAGCGUGGAUGAGACCACACUGAGCAAGGCCCUUCUCUCGCUGAAAUUAGGCAGGGACACCAGCAUCACCCCAGGAGACAACAGUGGGCAGAGCCAAGAGGGCAAGAUGACAGCCUCUGAGGAGGAGGGCAAGCAGAAAGCCAAAGAGUCUCAGGAAAAUGAGGACACCCCUUCUACAGGAAGUGACAUAGCGGUAAGUCCUGUUGAGGAACCUAUGGAGCAUGGCAGGCCUGGGAGCCCUGACCCAGAUAACGAUGGGGUCCAAAUACAGAACUCUUUCUUAGGGAGGGCUCGGUCUUACAAUGAGCUCAAAUAUGGACAAGGCCAAGUUCACUACCCCCUUCCGGAUUUUUCCAAGGUGGCCCCCAAAGUUAAAAUCCCCAAAGCCGGUGCCGCAAAACCAGUCUGUCACCAGCCAGGCAUCCUCAGGGCCCAGUCCUCCCCAGGAAUGCUGGGUAAAUCCCCAGCCUCUUGCAAGGCUACCGUGGACCUCAUUAACAAAGUCCUGGAGGACUCCAUUCAGCCAUCUGAAACGCCAUACGUCUUCAGUGACCAGCCAAAGCAUCAUGAAGAUGCACCAAAGUCAACCGAGCUUGUACAGCAUUUACAGGCUGAAUAUGAUAGAUUAUUAACCAAAUAUGCAGAGGCAGAAAACUUGAUUGAUCAGAUGAGACUUGGCACUAAACAGGCACAGGGCCCAGUAGAUACUGUGGCUUUUGAGGGCCUGGAUUUGCUGGAGGUUCAGGUCCCUGAAACCAGCGUGCACCAGCUGGACCAGCCCGCGAAGCACCGUCACCCCACCUACAGAGGCAAGGGCUCCCCUCUGCACCAACUGCGUUUCAAAGUGUACAGGCAUCAUGAAAACCUGGAUGAUCCACACCUGGACACCUGCCCUGCACAGACAGACCAAUCACAGCCAAGCGAGGGAGAAAAAAUGACCACUGAACUCAUGGAAAUUAUAAACCAGUACAUGGAAAAGGUGGACGACUUUCAAAACUGUCUGAACCUCAUGUCUAUUGGAGUUAGUGAACAGCAGAUGGUCUUUAAGAGUUUGAUGGAUGCUCAGGAUCAGCUUGAAAGGAAUUAUAUUGCCAAGAAAGAGGAACACCGAGCUCUCGAAAUGCAAAAUUACAUGGGCUUAGCUACAAACACAGGGGAGUUUGAUCCGGAGAGGAAAGUAGAAGGGGAGAUAUUUAGGAUCGGCAUGCGCCUGGAAGACAUCAGAGAGCUGAUCGACAGAAACGUCCGCAGCCAGCUCUCACUCCCUGCGUCCUCCUCCGCCCCUGCACCCUCGCUGCCCCCGGACGCCAUCUUCUCCGCCCCACCGUCAGAGUGUGAGGAGCCAUCUUCUUCCUCAGAGAAUGUGGGGACAGAGAAAGGCACGGCGGGGUUGCCCCAUGCACCUGCUCAUGUUCCGCAGACCCAUGAUGAUCCCGCAAAUACACCAGAGUGCAGCGGACACGCCAGUACCAGUCUUCACCACUCGGACCCGUCCCUGGAGAGGCUUGGGUUUGGCAUACGUGCGAAGGAAGAGGAAGAGGAAGCCGACCCGAGCGCGGGGAAAGCACGCAAUGGAGCACAUCUGCCUUUGCAGAGCAUGACGCCCCCUAGCCCGCAGGAGACAUCAGAAAGGUCAGGACCUGUGUUGCCCUGGGGCUGUGUUGGGAGUGCAGCUCAUUCCUCUGUCACACAGACACAGACCCUCUUGCCUCAAACACAGAGUGUGUCCCAGAGAACAGUGACACCGGAGACAGACAGUGGGUUUGGGAGCUCGGACCUUAGCCCUCCGGCUGCAGAACAACCGCCGUCCCAGUCAGAGACAGAGAGGUCACGUUUAUAUUCUGAACAGUACUCCAGUCCCGUUAACACGAGUGGCUCAGACAGCGAAGCGUCCAGCUCUGCUAUGCAGACGACCACUGUCCACAAUGCGUUGUCAUGGAAGCAGGGUGAAGGCCUGCAGCAGAUGAACAGAUUGGACCAUGGAACAUAUGGCAGUGAAGGAGUUAACACCGGUCUGACUGGAGGUGGAUCUCACACUUCUAGGCAUCCUGGCCAGUGUGGCACAGAUGGCCAUCUGGUACCGCCCCCUCAAACGCUCAGCCUCUCCAACGAUUGGCCACUUGGGUGCAUGGCACCAGCUGAGGCUCACGGCCACAUCUGCUCUUGCCACAACGAGGCUAUCUCAGCCCUGCAGUCGGAGGUGGCCAGGCUGAAACAGGAACUUGAGGAAAGCCUAUUUCAGCUGCCUCACAUCACUAAGAGGAUGGACUACCUGGCAUCCAGGUACAAGCAGGAGAAGAGGCCCAAAUCCAGGUCAAGGGCCAACAUUAGAGCCUCCCCCAGCAGUGACUUGAGGCAUUCAGGGUAUAGACAUAGGAAAGAGACUUUGAUGAAUACAGAUUCAGACCUCCUCAAAGUAGAAGACUGGAUUUCUUCUGAUAUGGAGCCAAACGGGGGUGACUCCUGCCAAUCUGUGAGGCCAGAACAUUCCAGAAAUUCGCAUCAAGUUGGCAAAGGAGGGGACGGCAGGCCACAUCCCCGCUCCUACAGGCGAGGGAGGCCACGCAGUGCGAGACACGAGUCCGCAGUUAUCUUGGCAACAGGGAAUGUGGAAACCAUCCACUCAGAGGGGAGCCCUCAUCCAAAUUUGAUGAAACCCCCACAGAAGCCAUUGCUGCAAGUCAACUACGGUUCCUCCUACAGUUUGCCUGCAGGGUUUAAGGCCCUGGAGCCACAGCCUGCGGGCCAGCAGAGGGGACGCUCUACCCAGUCAGACUCGGCCCUCCUGCCCAGCAACAUCUACUUCCAGAGGCCGCGGGGCAGAGCUCCGGCCUCCUCACGGAGCAGCAGCCCCUGCACGUACAGAGGGAGCGAGGACGAAGACAUCAGCAGGACGUUGGACCGCGCCAUCGAGGCCGCGCGGAGCAUGAAGCGCAGGACGGACAGGAUGGCCCAGAGCCUUUCGGCUGACCUGGCCAAGGCGGAGCUGCAGAGGAAGCUGAGCGGCCUCUGUCCACGGCGGCGGCGUGAAAACUCAGACUCGUGACUCGCGACAGGGCAACGAGUCUUCGGCGACCUGCAGAAUGCGUGGAACUAUCGUGAGGCAUCAGCGACUUGCUAUUAGAGCCAGCUAUGGCGCCUGGUUGUGGAGUCGUGAUUCAUUCAAGUGAGUCAGUGAUUCAUUCAAAAUGACAACGCAUGGUAGCUCUGGCCAUUAUGGGAUUCAAGCAGUCCCACUUAGCUGUCGCUGAUACUAACAUAUUAAUUGAAGCGUCCAGAGGCAACCUCUACAGUGAAUAAGUUUUACAUGGACUGCAUUUGAUAUACAUUAAAAAGAAAUUCUUAAGGGCUUUAUAUAUCUGACAUUUACCUUUAAAUAAAUGUGUGAUAUUUUCGUCUGUCAUAUUUAAUAAUUUAUACAUUAUCUGACUCUAAUAUAUUUUUCAUAAAUAUACAUAUGCUUGUUUGUCUCUUUCUUUCAGUGUGCUGACUGAGUAUUUAACUGCAGAGAUUCUAAAGUCCGUUAUACUGACACAAUGCAGUGAGGCAGAGACUGCAGCAGCAAAACCUACCACAGGGUGGUGCCCCAACUCUAUUUGGUUAAUGCUAAAUGCCAAGAAUGUAAAUUUGA
Anguilla rostrata (American eel) is the source of this 4679-nucleotide messenger RNA. Its product is annotated as microtubule organization protein AKNA-like. The coding region runs from base 150 to 4094 and encodes 1314 amino acids. The transcript has 20 exons. NCBI's taxonomy places the organism in Eukaryota, Metazoa, Chordata, Actinopteri, Anguilliformes, Anguillidae. The record is from RefSeq and is a predicted model, not a curated record.